Messenger RNA from Bactrocera dorsalis (oriental fruit fly), 745 nucleotides. RefSeq lists its product as uncharacterized. Bases 143 to 721 code for a protein of 192 amino acids. NCBI's taxonomy places the organism in Eukaryota, Metazoa, Arthropoda, Insecta, Diptera, Tephritidae. The transcript has 3 exons. The record is from RefSeq and is a predicted model, not a curated record.
UAUCCAUUUAAAUAGCAAACAUUCUAAAAUUAAAAUAAUUUUUCAUGUGGAAAAUUGUGAAUAUAUACCGGUUUUCAAUUUCAAUUUUAUUUUACUUGUAUUGGCGCUCUUACUUAAUACAGUCAAUAAUUCCGCAGUUGAGAUGGCAACCGAAAAGAAGACUGAAAUAUUUGCAUUUCUGUUUAAGGUACUGAUCCUUUAUCAGUUCACCACAAGAUCUACAGUGUCUCCGAUAACACUAACUGGCGCUAGUUCAAAAAUUAUAGAUCCGAAUAUGGUGGAACAUUUAGAUUUUAUUAUGGUGGAACACGAAGGCAUUACAAAAUUGAAUGGAAGUGCUACGCAUCGAGUUGAACUUCAGUUUAUGGAAGCUGAAUUGAGUAUCGAUUCGGAGCGACAACCAGAUAAACAUGUGCGUUUGUUUUAUAUGAAGAUGGACGGUUGCAGAUUUCUCAAAGCGAAAUAUAAGAAAAAUCGUUUACUUGAACUGAUUCGAAAAGGUUUGAUAAAUUCACAAAGUUUUCUAACAAGCUGUCCCAUUCCAGCGCACCACACAUUUAAAGUUGAGCUAUUAGAUAUCAGUGACAUGUAUCCACACUUCUUGCCCAAUGUUACGUUUUUCGUGACUGGAAAGCUAUCUUCGCGUGGAAAUAUAUUAUGGGAAAUACAUCUAACAGGUUACACAAAAGAUGGCAAUAGAACGAAGAAUAGUGCUGCAUAAAGUACCAUAGAUUCGUAUUAAGAG